Messenger RNA from Neopsephotus bourkii (Bourke's parrot), 2384 nucleotides. RefSeq names its product apoptotic chromatin condensation inducer in the nucleus-like. The coding region runs from base 12 to 2384 and encodes 790 amino acids. The transcript has 19 exons. The record is from RefSeq and is a predicted model, not a curated record. Lineage: Eukaryota; Metazoa; Chordata; Aves; Psittaciformes; Psittacidae. Gene Ontology annotation, molecular function: nucleic acid binding.
UCCGCGGCAAGAUGGCGGACGGGGAGGAGGUGACGCUGGACGGCAAGCCGCUGCAUCUGUUGCGGGUGGCGGACCUGAAGGCGGCCCUGGAGCAGCGCGGGCUGGCCAAGAGCGGGCAGAAGAGCGCGCUCGUAAAGCGGCUGCGUGGGGCACUGAUGCUCGAGAACCUCCAGAAGCACUCGACCCCUCACGCCACUUUCCAGCCCAAUUCCCAGAUGGGCGAGGAGAUGAGCCAGAACAGCUUCAUCAAGGAGUACCUGGAGAAGCAGCAGGAGCUGCUGCAGCAGCGCCUGGAGCGGGAGGCGCGCGAGGCCGAGGCCGAGGGAUCUGGGAAGAGCGGCCCCGUGCCAAAGGAGCAGCAGGAGGAGGAAGGGGAGAGGAAGGUGAAGGGAGACCCCCCCAUUGCACCCCAUAGAGCCCCACUGAACCCCCGUAGAGCCCCACUGAACCCUGAGGAAGGGGAAGGGGAAGGGGGGGGCACCCCCCGGCCGCCAUCUUUGUCCCCCCCCCGGCCGCCGUCUUCAGCCUCAUCCCCAGGGAGGAAGGAUGAAGCUGAGGGUGAGGGGGGGGCUGAGACCCCCAUAGCCCCCAUGGAGCCCCAGAGCGAGGAGCCGCCGGUGCCCAUGGAGCCGGGACCGCCCCCCCCAAGUGGGGGCUCACCCCCCCCGAGUGCCCCCCCCGAGCGCCCCCCGGACCCUGAGAGCCCCGCCCGGCCCAAGGCCUUCAAGAGGAAGAUCAGCGUCGUCUCGGCCGCCAGGGGGAGCUCGGAAGCAGAGGGGGGGGCCGGCUCGGCGCCGGGGGGCACCCGGAAGCGGCGCUGGGGCAGCAGCACCGGAGCCCCCAAGCGCCCGUCCAUCAGCAUCACCACCGAGAGCCUCAAGAGCCUGAUCCCAGAGAUGAAGGCGGAAGCGGUUGUGGAGCUGCACCCGGAAGAGGAGGAGGAGGAGGAGGAUGAGGAAGAGGAGCGGCCAAUGGAGACAGAGGAGGAGGAAGGGGGGGGCAAAGGAGGCGGGGCAGGAGGAGGAGGGGGCGUGGCCUCGGGGCACCCCCCUUUACCCCUCCCACCGCCCCCCCUGCUGGGGCUGCCCCAUCACCACCAUCACCAUCACCUGCACCAUCACCAUGGCAACAACCCCCCCCUCAAGAUCUGCCGCACCGUCACCCAGGAUGUGCCCCCUGAGAACGGCCGUCGUCAUGACAACGACCCCGAGGGCGCUGAGGAGGAAGGGAAGAGCCGCGGGGAGGCCCCGCCCCCUGCUAGUGCUGGCCCCGCCCCCUCGGCCCAAGCCACGCCUCCCGCCGAGGGAGCACCGCCCCCUGCUGGCACGGAGGGGGAAGUGAAGAGAGGGGACCCCCCCCGCCAGGCCCGGGGCGGUGUGGGGCUGGUGCUGCCCGUGGAUGACCCCGUGCGGGCGGGGCCCAACCGCCCCUCCCCCCCCCGCGCCCGCCCCUCCCCCAUCGUGCACCUCUGCAACCUCGUGCGCCCCUUCACCCUGGGGCAGCUGAAGGAGCUGUUGGGCCGCACGGGGCGGCUGCGAGAGGACGGCUUCUGGAUCGACCGCAUCAAGUCCCACUGCUACGUCACGUACUGCUCUGUGGAGGAGGCCGUGGCCACCCGCAAUGCCCUGCAUGGGGUCAAGUGGCCUCAGUCCAACCCCAAAGUGCUGGUGGCUGACUUCGCCGAGCAGGAGGAGCUCGACUUCCACCGGGGCCUGCUCCCGGAUCGCUUGGAGGGGGGGGAGGAGCCCCCCCCGGGGUCAUGCCCCCAAGGCCGGGGGGCGUGUCCGGGGGGCGUGUCCGGGCCGGGCCGCAGCCAAUCACAGUGGGCGGAGCGGGAGCGGGAGAUGGAGCGGCGGGAACGGGCCCGGGGGGAGCGGGAGUGGGACCGGGACAAAGGCCCCGCCCCCUCGGGCCCGCCCCCGCCCUCCGCAGGCCCCUCCCCUUCCAGCCCUGGCCACGCCCCCUCGGCAACGGGGACACGCCCCCUGGGCGGCGGCCACGCCCCCUCUGCGCGGGAGCCCCGCCCCCGGCACCGGCAGCCAAUGGCGGAGAAGGACAGGACCGGGCGGGGCUCCAGGGAGGGGAGGGGGGAGAAGAAAGAGAAGCCCCCCGAGGAGCCCCCCGCCAAGCUGCUGGAUGACCUCUUCCGCAAGACCAAAGCAGCGCCCUGCAUCUAUUGGCUGCCGCUGACUGACACUCAGUUCGUCCAGAAGCAGGCCGAGCGAGCCGCCCGGGCCCGGGAGCGCGAGCGCCGCCGCAAGGAGCAGGAGGAGGAGGAGCAGCGCCAGCAGCAGCAGCAGCAGCAGCGCGGGGCCCCGCCCACCGCCUCCUCACGUGACAAGCGGGCCCCGCCCACCGGCUCCGCCCCCAGCAGGUGCUUAUAG